Messenger RNA from Anoplopoma fimbria (sablefish), 1856 nucleotides. RefSeq lists its product as uncharacterized. Lineage: Eukaryota; Metazoa; Chordata; Actinopteri; Perciformes; Anoplopomatidae. The record is from RefSeq and is a predicted model, not a curated record. The coding region runs from base 205 to 1254 and encodes 349 amino acids. The transcript has 8 exons.
GUUAAACAUCGCUACGAGGGACACGCCUCUAAGGACACGCCUCUAAGGACAGUCCCAGUGGUCAUAGACAGCGGGAAGCAGAUAGACAAGAACAGAGGGCGUGCUGGAGCUCGUGAAGGAAACAAGCUACUGAAUUCUCCUCAGAGUUACUCCAGCGAGCAUCCAUGUAGCCAGCUGUUUCAACAACUCCGGGCAGUUGUGAAGAUGACCAAACCCAAAACCAAGGCCUGCCUCCACUGUCAUGGCAUGAAUGCAGCGAACCGGAAGACAUGCCAGUCAUGUUUCGCGAGCCUCUCUAUAAAGGAGCGGAUUAAGUUGAAGGAGGAGAGCUUGCGCUCUGGAGACUGGGGGGGGAAAGUGAAGGAGCACCGCAACGCAGGCAGAGUGGUGGAUUCAGCCCGUAUAUCUGUGAAGAAACUGCACGAGUUGGACUUCAAGCCUCUGCUGUUUAUGGGCAGAGAGAGGAGAGGAGGCUGCUCAGCAGAGGUCAUCACAGGCAUCGGGCCCAUACCAGAGGGACCUGUGAGGGAGAUCAUCAAGAGAAUGACUGCCCUUUAUGAAUACUUUAUUAGGAAUUACAGUGAGCUACUUGCCACGACUACAGCUCCAUCUGAUGAAGCAACACCAGCAGCAUCAGCAGCCACCUCCUCCUCUCUGGAGGAGUCCCUCCCCAUCCUAAACCUGGUCCCCGUCCCCCACCAGCCUCUUAUGACCCCCUCUCUCUCCUCUUCUCCUCAGACAAACCCUUCUCUCCCUACAACUCCUCUACCAACCCCCUCUCUUUCUUCACCUCCUCCUUUUAACUCUCCCCGUCUCUCCUCACCUCCUACGACCCUGUCUCUCCCCUCCUCUCCUCCAGCAAACCCCCCUCUCCCUUCACCUCCUCUCGCCACCCACUCUCUCCCUUCACCUCCUACUACUCAAUCUCUCUCCCCUCAUACAACCCUCUCUCUCUCCUCAUCUCCUCCAGCAACCCCCUCUCUCUCUUUCCUUCCCCCGUCUAAUCCUCCCCUCACCUCUCCUCCUGUCAAAGGCCUGAUGAGGACGAAGAAGGAAUUGCUGGGAAAAAGAAAAAGAAAUAAACACACAGGCUGCAAAAAGCACUCGUGGCAGAAGCUUUUCUUUUUUGAGAAAAUAAUAGAGAGGAGGUCAAACAAGGGAAUAGAGGAGGUCAGAGUUCACUGGAAGUCUUGUUCAGCUUGUGGCAAAGAAUGGGAGGACACCUGGGAGCCUGCUGUUAAUUUUUCUAUCUAGCUGUUACUCUAGUUAUUGUUUAAAGAAAUCUGUUUUUAUUGACUUGUUUAUAUGUAAUUGGAAAAGAUCUUGUGCACUAUAAAUGAUGUCUUGUUUGCUUCAUACUCUUUGUUCUGUGUCUAACUUCGUCCCUUUUUGUUGUAUUUUAUCAUUUUUGUGUUACUUUUCAUAAAUUCCUAUUCUUAUUUAUUUCUUAAUCUGUAUGUAUUAUUUUUGCUUUAUUAUGUAGAUAUUAAUUUAUGUAUGUUGGGGGGUUAAUAAAAACAUUUUUAAGAAAAAACUUUUUUUCAUUACCCUUGCUGGACAUUGGAAAAUAUAAAUAUGUUUUAAUGUCGGAAUGUUGAGAUAAGGCUGAGUGUUAUAAGGACAUAUUGUGCUCAUUUUCAGGCUCAGACUUUUGGUUUCUGUUAGAACGUGUGGAAAGCUUUAGACGAUACCCACCCAGACAACCUGUUCAUACCAGCUGGAAGAGAUACAGACGUACGUAUCAGCUGUCGACCCAGCAGACUUCAGAACAGCUUCUUUCCUCUGGCUUUAAAACUCCUUAAAUCAUCCUCCACCCUCCACAUAUGAUAGCGUUUUUUUGUUUUCUUGUGUAGCAA